Molecule: messenger RNA, 2851 nt
Organism: Lagopus leucura (white-tailed ptarmigan)
Lineage: Eukaryota; Metazoa; Chordata; Aves; Galliformes; Phasianidae
Gene: B3GNT2
Product: UDP-GlcNAc:betaGal beta-1,3-N-acetylglucosaminyltransferase 2
Exons: 2
Coding region: 425-1618 (397 amino acids)
Cellular component (GO): membrane
Molecular function (GO): hexosyltransferase activity
Source: RefSeq, a predicted model, not a curated record
GCUCCGUUGGUUACUGCUGCCCGCGAGCUCCUCAGUUCUUUUCUUCAUUACCCAGUGCUUCUGGGUAGCGAAGAUGCUGCUGAGGACAUCGGCGUUGAAGUAGUGCUUCCUCAGGCUUUGAAGAACGAGCAGAGGAUGUAAUAUUUUUACGUUCCGUGCUGCCAAACAGGUGUCAUUAUCUGCGUGAGUAAGCUGUGCUGUACGCGGGGAGGGAGCGUUCAUCUGCUUGCCUUGGAGAAGGGAGGCUUUCGGGAGCAGAACUGCAAGGACGUGUCCGGAGCCUCGGUGAUCGUCAUUGUGCUGCCACCUGGUGCAGCCGCUCUCAUAGCUGGGCUGGCUGUGCUACGUCUGCCUUGGGAUGGAAAGGGAAGUUAGGAGCAGCUCUGUCUGGAUGCAUCGAGGGAUGGUGUGCCAGAUAUGAGAAAUGAGUGUUGGACGCAGAAGAUUAAAGCUGCUGGGAAUUCUGAUGAUGGUAAACUUUUUUAUCUAUGUGAUUGUGGAAGUCUCAAAAAGUGGCAGCCAAGAAAAGAAUGCAGAAGACCGUGUUAUUAUACCACAGGACAAAUUCUGGAGAAAAUUUACCCCUCACAAAGCCUAUUGGAACAGGCAGCAACAGAAGCUUGAACUGCUGUACAACCCAAUUCUGAGUCUGCUUUCCAAUAUGACUGUGGAAGAGAACUUAAUUUUGAACUCAAGUGUUCUCAGUUCCUGCGACCCCGACCCGUGGGUCGCUUCAGAGAUCAGCGACUUCGCGAGUUUGCCAGAAAGGUUCAAAGACUUCCUCCUCUAUUUGAGGUGUAGAAAUUACUCGUUAAUAAUGGAUCAGCCAAACAAGUGCAAACAUAAACCUUUUCUGCUGCUGGCUAUUAAGUCACUUAUACCACAUUUUGAUAGAAGGCAAGCAAUUAGGGAAUCCUGGGGCAAGGAAAUAAAAUCGGGAGAUAUAACGGUCAAAAGAGUCUUCUUACUUGGUCAGACCCCACCGGAGGAUCAUUUUCCCAACCUUACAGACAUGGUAAAAUUUGAGAGCGAAACUCACAAAGACAUUCUCCUCUGGAACUACAGAGACACUUUCUUCAAUUUAACUCUGAAAGAGGUACUGUUUCUGAAGUGGGUGAGCAGCAGUUGUGCGGAUGUCCAGUUUAUUUUUAAGGGCGAUGACGAUGUAUUUGUGAAUACCCAUCAGAUCCUGGAUUACUUGAAGAGUUUAUCAAAGGACAAAGCCAAAGACUUGUUUGUAGGUGAUGUGAUCAAAGAUGCUGGACCUCAUAGAGAAAAAAAAUUGAAGUACUACAUCCCAGAAAGUGUUUAUGAAGGUUCGUAUCCUCCGUAUGCAGGAGGUGGUGGGUUUCUGUACUCUGGUGACCUGGCAUUGAGACUGAAUAAUGCAUCUGACCAGGUACUCCUGUAUCCUAUUGAUGAUGUGUAUACUGGAAUGUGCCUUCAGAAGCUUGGGCUUGCUCCAGAAAAACACAAAGGUUUCAAAACAUUUGAUAUUGAAGAGAAAUACAGAAAUAACAUAUGUUCCUACACAAAUUUAAUGUUAGUGCAUAGUAGAAAUCCUCAAGAAAUGAUUAAGAUUUGGACAAGCUUGCAAGAUCCACACUUAAAUUGCUAGAGCAAUGUGCAUAAAUACUUUAUGUCCAAAUAACUUUCCAAGUUUAAAUCUGGCUUUCUUGGUGAGCCACUGGAGCUCUGUUUAAUUGUUCUAUUCAAAUUUUCUCAAGAAACUUUCUUCACAUACGUCUGAAAAGUGGCAGUAGUCAUACUGAGAGGAUGGCACAAAGACUUGGUCCUGUUUUUCCACUGUCCUGGUGGUCAUUAUGUUUCAGUAGCAGUCUAAACAUUAAAGAGGACUGGAAGUAACUAGCUGUCAGCUACUGAUGCCUGCUGCAGAGCAUCUUUCAUUAAUUGCGAUGGUAACAGGUGCGUUCUUUUUCCUUGAGUCGUGUUUGUGUGUGGAGACCACUGUACAUUUGAAACUCACAAAUUGGAGGAGUACUGUUUUACUCUAUAAAACAUUUUUAUGGAACUUCAAUUAUUGAUAUAUAUUUUUUUUUAAUUUGUAGUUUCCAGUCUUUAUGCACCCUGGACAAGUAUCUUCUCCUUUACAUGCAGUCUUUUGUGCAAAGUAUGCCUGUGUCUGAAGGAUUUACCCUUUUAUUAGGUGUGUUGUUUGUUUUGUUUUGUUUUUUAAUAAAAGAAGACAUAAUAUGGUUUCAAACACCCCAUGAAAGAUCUGAAUAUGUAAGGGAAAGAAGGAACAAGUUCUGUUUGUGCCUGGUACAGCUCUGCUGCUGCCUACCCUGAGCUUACACACACGGUAAUGCUGACGUUGUUACUCGCAGUAUCUCUGUGAAAGCUACUCUGGUUCAUCCUUGUUCUCUGCUUGGGCACUAAAAGUGAUCAGGUAGCUGAUUAACAGUAACCAAAAUUGCACAUUGCUUCUAAGAGCAUGGUUUGGAUCUCCUGUAAAGCGGUAGCAAGUGUAGGAUUGUGCAGUUCCUAACAGGUUUGAAUUUUGAAAUAAAAUUUGAAGUUGCAUGAUGUCUCAUGUAGAGUUAAACAUGUUCUCAAAUCUCAGAUUUUCUUCUGUAUUUCCACAUCUUGCUUAUGAGAGCUAUUCUAAGUAGUAUUGCUUCCUUUGUAUAUGUAGAAGUGCCUGUCUAUUUAUUGUUCAGAUGGAAGACCAAAACAUUUUCUUAAAUAUAUUUUGUGUAACAUUUUAUUUGUAUAGUGUUGUCACUCAGAUAUUUAAAUAGAGCAUGAUAUUUUAAACCUGUGAGAUGUGUAAUGUUAAAUAAAGCUAAUUGUUAUUUUUGAAUUUGAAAAAUAAAAUGUGAUUUAAAUA